CUGAUAGACGGCACUGACUGGCAUCACUGCUGGGCACUGACUGGCUGCACUGACUGGCACAACCCCUGGGCACUGACUGGUGGCACUGACUGGCAGCACUGGUGGGUGGCACUGGUGGGUGGCACUGGUGAGUGGCACUGGUGGGUGGGCACAGGUGGGUGCACUGCUGGGCACAGGUGGGCGGAGCUUGCGGGUGGCACUGCUGGGCACCGAUCAUCAGGGCACUGAUCAUCAGUGCCCUGAUGAUCGGUGCCGAUCCCCGCUCUGACAACUGCCGGUUCUCGGCAGUACUUUCCUCACGAUCUGACAGCGUGAGGAAAGUGCAGCCGAGAACUGGCACUUGCAU
Staurois parvus is the source of this 346-nucleotide messenger RNA. The record is from the annotation of a GenBank genome assembly. Lineage: Eukaryota; Metazoa; Chordata; Amphibia; Anura; Ranidae.